Messenger RNA from Benincasa hispida (wax gourd), 1647 nucleotides. RefSeq lists its product as uncharacterized. NCBI's taxonomy places the organism in Eukaryota, Viridiplantae, Streptophyta, Magnoliopsida, Cucurbitales, Cucurbitaceae. The record is from RefSeq and is a predicted model, not a curated record.
UUGAUAAAUAAUUAAAAAAGACGGAGCCUGAUCGGACUUCGUCGUCUCUCCGGACGUAACGAGGACGAAGGAAAGAGACAAUUAACCGCCGACCUUGUUCCGGUGGCCCCGCCUGCAUUUCUCUCUCUCUCGUUGACUUUGACUUUUCCAUUGACAACGUCUUCUUCCAUGUAUUUUCCCUCUUUCAACUCAAAACCUUCACCAAUGUGGCGUUUCUCCGCCAUCUCGAUUUCAUCGCCCUUCUGCUAGAUUCGCCAGUUGUAGAAAGACGGCAGAUUUUUUCCGGCGAUGAAUCGUGAUUUGGCCCUCGUAUUCAUCUUCUUCCUUUUCAUUCUCCUCUCUCCUGGAUCCGAUGCUUCUUCUUUCCCUUACCGUAUUUGGAAUCUUCAUCGCCGUUUCGCGCUUUCGAAGGAUCCUCCUCAGAGUGUAGCUCCAGCUCCUGGUCCUAGCUCUGUUAUCAAUGGUAAAUUGAGUAGGGGCGCCCCAAAAAGUUCUCCAACUCCUGUAAUUCCGCCGUUUCCAAGUUCAACUGAUGGUUUUACUACAGAGAAAUGUGACUCGUCAUCUAAGACUUGCCACGACCUUAAGAAUAUGACUGCUUGCCUUCUGUUAGCAGAACAAGCGGUGAUGGAACAAUAUCUUCUGAUCCAAAAUGAUGGAGAGACUUCUUUGAAAGUGAAUGUUAUAGUUUCCGAUGCUAAAUACAAGGAGAUACAAGUUCCUGAACAUCAUGCCAAAAAGGUUAAUAUUUCAGACUUUCCAGGGAAUUCAAUGAUUAUAUUAGAUGCAGGAAAUGGGAAGUGUAUAGUUCACGUAGGAUUACUAACAAAAAGUGGCAGCAUUUUUAAGCAGAUCUCUUCCUAUGUAACCCAUCUAAACAUCGUAUCCGGAUCCUAUCUACUAUUUUCAAUUGUUUUGAUCAUUGGAGGUGUCUGGGCAUGCUGCAAAAUGAGAACCAAGGAACGGCAUGCCGAUGGAAUCCCAUAUCAAGAGCUUGAAUUGGCAGAGCAUGACUCUUCUCCAACCAAUGACUUGGAAGCAGCAGAAGGUUGGGAUCAAGGCUGGGACGACGACUGGGACGAGUCGAAGCCUGCAAAUAAAUCCCAUUCUGACAUGAAAGCAAAUGGAUCAUCAAAUGGUAUUAACUCUAGAACUUCAGAUAGAAAUGGAUGGGAAAAUGAUUGGGACAAUUGAAGCAACAAACAGCUCAAAAGUUCUGCAUACUCCUCGAUGUUGAAAGAUCAGUAAACUUAGUGAACAUAGAAAAUUUGUAGGAUGAGAAUUCUGCUUCCCCCACCAUAUCAUGUGGUAAAAAGUUGUGAGCUCAUUUUUUUACUGUUGAAUUACAAGAGAGCAAAUGUAUGCUUAUCACAAUAGGUAGAUUUUUGGUUCAAUUACACCUAGGUUGAUUUUUUUUUCCCAUUGACAAACAAUAGAUCUCAGUUUUUCCUGUUAGUAAAGCUGGAAAUUGGAAAUUGGAAAGUGCAAUAAUGUUGGUUUUUAGUAAAGUGCAUCGCAAUGAUAAGGCUAUUUUGGUUUGUAAUGUUAAGUGGUAGCGUGCUUACAUAGAUCAAGAGGGUAUCAUUUUGGUUGGCCUCUCAAUAAAGUGUAAACCAAAAGAGAAAAGGUUUAUUUUUGAAGUGCGCA